GCUCAGAUGGACUUUCACAAAUGGAAAUCGAAUGACCUUUUUUGUCCUUUGGAGUUUUGGGUCAUGUCAAAUAUUCAAACCACUUCACUCAACUUUUCAAAAAGCUUGCAACAACUUGUCCAUUUUACUAGUUUUAAAAAUUCCGCAACUAGUUACAUUUACAUUCUAGCUUGGCGCUCAUAUUUGCGUCAGUUACAAACAAACCCUCUUAUAACAAAGUCCAUUACAUCCGGGAUUAUUUCUUCAUUAAGUACUGUUUUGGCAAGUAUUAUAGAAGAUAAAUGUGAAGGUUUAAAGUCUAGCAAGGUUAUCAAUGAGUUUACUAUAGGACUAGUGUUAAGGGCCCCUGUUGUACACUAUUUCCAUACAUUCUUGGACAAGUGCUUAUUUAGAAAUGCCAAACAAACUUCUCUUGCAGUCAUUGUGGCAAAGGUGAUAUUGGACCAGUUUAUCUUCUCACCACCGUUUACUGCUCUCUAUUACUAUGUUACUGCGUUGAUGAGAGAUGAGCCACUGAAACCAGUUUCUCAGAAAAUUCGUCGAGAGCUGUUUGAUGUUAUGAAAAAGUCGUGGCUGCUGUGGAUUCCUGUGAACGCUAUAAACUAUGCAUUGAUUCCGUUGGAGCUCCGGGUUUUGUUUGCCAACAUUGUUGAUGUUUUCUGGACUGCUUAUUUAAUUAGUACAGUUUCUAGCAAAGCCAAAUGAUACAAUUCCUUUAAGGUAUCCGUAUGUUGGCUUUGCAUAAAACAAAUACUUUUUCUGUUGUUCAAAAAACAGUCUCCUCUUUCUAUUGUCAGUUCAAUCACACAACCAUAUAAUAUUCAAUCAACUUGCUUCUACCAACUUUUAAACGAAUCCACAAGAAAAAUCUUCAAAGCUUCUAAUGUUGGAUUGACUUGUGAAUUUUAAAUAGUUGACAAUAGACAGUAUUUGUCAUUGUGGGGAAAAACCCCUCAGACUGGUACGUUUCUAUCAGCAAAUAAAACUCCAACGGAAAAAACAAGAGAUAUCAUAGACUUGAAAUACAUAUUCAUAGGACAACAAAGAAAUUUUUGUAGAAUGUCUCUAUACAAAUAAAAGUUUUGUUUAGUCGUCAUUAAAGAAAGAUUAGAAAUUCCUU
This is a messenger RNA of Galdieria sulphuraria, 1120 nucleotides long. Its product is annotated as peroxisomal membrane MPV17/PMP22-like protein. The transcript has 3 exons. The record is from RefSeq and is a predicted model, not a curated record. Gene Ontology annotation, cellular component: cytoplasm; membrane. Bases 7 to 705 code for a protein of 232 amino acids. NCBI's taxonomy places the organism in Eukaryota, Rhodophyta, Bangiophyceae, Galdieriales, Galdieriaceae.